CUCACAGGCCAGAGAGUUUGUAUUUUUGUGUCGUGUGUGAGAGUUUUCGUGUGUAAGCUCUCUUCCUAGCUGGAGUAUAUAGUGUGAAUGGAUAGAUAGAUAGAAAAGGAGGGAGGAAGGCGACGCUACAGUAGGUCUUUUAAAUGCGCCCCCUGUGCCUGGAGCGCGUAAGAACUAGCAGCGGUGGCGCAGCGAUGGAUGGACGGCCGCCGCCGCGCACAGGCGCUCGAUAAGGCCCGGGCAGCGCCGCGCCGAAUCUUGUAAUGCGGAUCGAUUGAGCCGGCGAUCGACCCUGGUGAGCGCUCCUGUCGGUGAAUCGAGCGCGCAAGGGGCCGAUCUUGUGGAUAUUUCGAGCCCUGGUGAGUGAUUCUUUGGGGGAAUCGAAUGCGCGCUUGAUCUUGGCGGAUGUUUCGCGCAGCAAUGUAGGCGCUCGGCGCCGUGAUGUAUGCGAAGACUAUGGCGGGCGAGCAUGCGGUGUCACAGCGGCUGAUAGAAUGCGCUCUGGCGGGCGAUGUUCUCGGAGUCUCCGAGGCGCUGUCGGAUCAGAUCGUGGAUGUCAACUACAAGGGGCCCGUGAGUCUGCGUGUCAAGCACACGGAUUCUAUCCAGCACGAGGAGGCUCCCGACGAAGUAAAGAUCGACCACGAGAUUUUUAAAACCGAUGUCACUGCUUUGUUUGCAGCUGCGCACGCAGGUCACAUCUACAUUGCGAAGAUGCUACUGCUUGCGGGAGCUGACCCGAAUGAAAAGCUUUUCAGAGGCUAUGCGUCCACGGCAGCAGCAAGAGAGGGCCAUCACGAGAUCGUGAAUUGUUUGCAAAGGUCUGGUGCCGGCCAACUCGCCUUGGAGGACGCCCUGCUCGAAGCUUGCCUGUAUCAGCAAGUGAAGUCCGUGCACAUUCUUAUUUCGUCGGAGAUGAUAAGGCCCGAAGUGCUCGUGCAAGCUCUUGCUUACGCAAGUAACCGGGGUUUUCUGGACGUCGUUGAAGCUCUCAUCCAGAGUGGAGUAGACAUCAACUCGUGGUAUAGAAUGCUGCUGCGAUCGGCAAAGCCAGCUCUUCAUGCGAACGUAAGGUGUACACCUCUAAUAUCCGCCAUCGUUGGGAGGCAAGUUCACGUUGUCAAAUAUCUUCUGGAGGCAGGAGCAAAAACUGGGUGUAAGGCAUCGCUCGGAGCAUGGUCAUGGGAGCCUGGAUCUCUGGAGGAAGUGCGAGUCGGUGCAGGCCUAGCAAGCCCAUACAACGAGCUAUGGUGUGCUGUUGAGUACUGGGAAGAAACAGGUGCAGUACUGGAGCUUCUUCUGAACUACUUCUCUCCAAACGACGAUCAUUUUGGGAGGACAAUUCUCUGCCAUGCAAUUCUUUGCCGCAAUGCACCAGCAGUGGAAUUGCUAUUCAAGUCCGGGGCCAACGUCGAGGACGGUAUACACACAAAAGCCGACGAAGAGUUUCCUCCGCUACUUUUGGCGCUCAAGUAUGGGUCGCUUCCGAUACUACAGACGCUCAUCUCACACGGAUGUGAUUUGAACGUAGUGGGAGCUAAUGAGGAGACAGGUCUUAUGCUAGCAGCGAGACUGGGACUCGAGCAGUGCUGCAAGGAGCUGCUGUUGGCCGGGGCAGAUGCGGGGUUUAUAAACACAGGCGGCAACAGUGCUCUUACAGUAGCAAAAGCAAAUGGCAACGGUGCAUCUUUCAACGACGUGAUAUGGAAGGCCCUCGAAUCGGGAUGCAGUAUCCAGUCAAGCAACCUUCACGUGUUUUCGCAGCUUCAUUUUGCCGCGAAGAGAGGAGACGUGAAAGUCAUGUCGAGGCUUCUCAAGGAGCCGUAUUUGGAAGUGAACGCUCAAGACCAAUACGGCUACACUGCUCUGAUGAUAGCUGCUCAAUCCGGUCACGUCGAAGUUUUCCGGCUGCUCGUGCAUGCUGGAGCCGACAUGAACUUGAAGAACAGGAAAGGAGAGACAGCCAUAUGUCUUGCAACGUACAGUGGCUGGCUGGAGCAACUGGAAAAAAUCCUCCUGGAUUCUAUCCUCUGCGACCUGCUCAAGGUGGAGAACUUCAAGCCGCUCCACUUCGCAUCAUGGCGGGGAAACUUGGAAGGUGUGAGCAAGCUUCUCAAGCAUGGAUACGCCGUGAACUUGCUGGACGAGGAAGGCUACAGCCCGCUGAUGCUAGCCGCGAAGGAAGGGCACGCAGAAGCUUGCAGAGUGCUUCUAAACGCGGGGGCCGAUUGCAAUCUCGCAAACGGCAGGGGAGAGACAGCUCUGACUCUGGCCCAGAGGGCUAGCUCAACGAAAGCGGCUGAAGAGGUCCUCCUCGAUCACCUUGCGAUGAAGCUUGUCCUGUUGGGAGGCCAGCUAUCGAAGCACACUCGCCAAGGCAAGGGAACUCCUCACUUGAAGUCGGUUCGAAUGCUGAGGACGGGCUUGCUUACGUGGGGUAACACAAGCAGGCGUACGGUGGCGUGUAAGGAAGCCGGACUGGGAGCUUCAAGCAGGUUUCAGAAGAACAGGAGGUCGUCCGACGAUGGGCCUGGAACCUUCAGGGUGAUCACCAGCACCGGGAGAGAGGUGCACUUUCAGGCAUCGGGUGAGAGCAAUGCAGAUUUCUGGGUGCGAGGAAUCAACGUCAUCGUCAAGGAGGCUGCUAGAGCCGAAGGGAAGCUCGCGAAAUGACAGCUCGAGCCCUUGGAGGUGAUGGACGUGCGUUACUGGGAUUGUAAAUUAUUUGUAGGAGAGCACCAGGAGCGGAAGAGGUACACCCCAAGUCCGAUUUCAACUGGAGUUGAUUUAUAAGCUAACUUCUACUUCUGUCACCUUUUUAGUACCCAGACAGCUACGCUGCUGGAGAAUUUUUUGCCUCUAUUCAGAUCUAUUCACGCGCGAAGCGGCUCUCCCAAGAAUUUGGACCAGCUCCUUGAUCGCGUUUAAGGCCACCAUAGCCGCUUGUGCAAAGGCUUAAAGAGUCCCAAGAAGAUUUAGCAUUGUGCCGGAAGUGGAAUGUGGUGGCCUGGAACACGAUCAGUCAGGCACUUGCCAUGAACGGAGAUUUACGAGGAACUCGAGACAUGUUUGAGCGUAUGCCAGUCAAGGACGUGAUUUCCUGGGUGACGAUGAUUGAAGCUCAAAGCCGGUUUGAUCAAGCAAGGGCCUUGCUUUGCUGGGUAAAAUGCCGCAGCUUGCCGUUGUCACCUGGACCGCAAUGAUUGUUGCAAAUGCCGAGAGCGGAGAUUUGGAAUCGACAAGAGAUCUCUUCAAUCAUAUGCCGCAGCGGGCUGUGGUGUCGUGGACUGCAAUGGUGUCGGUGCUCAGCCCAAGCCAGAGAUCUUAUCAAGGCCCUGAAGCUUGCCAUCACGAAUCUCUAACUACAUAUGUCUUCCAGUGGUCUAUACUAUACAUGUCUCCCACUAGAGAAUAUUGUAUACGCUUGCAACCGAGUCCGUUUACGCAA
Molecule: messenger RNA, 3448 nt
Organism: Selaginella moellendorffii
Lineage: Eukaryota; Viridiplantae; Streptophyta; Lycopodiopsida; Selaginellales; Selaginellaceae
Product: ankyrin-1-like
Exons: 4
Coding region: 442-2673 (743 amino acids)
Molecular function (GO): protein binding
Source: RefSeq, a predicted model, not a curated record